This is a messenger RNA of Myotis daubentonii (Daubenton's bat), 1857 nucleotides long. Its product is annotated as endogenous retrovirus group K member 8 Env polyprotein-like. Gene Ontology annotation, molecular function: structural molecule activity. The record is from RefSeq and is a predicted model, not a curated record. NCBI's taxonomy places the organism in Eukaryota, Metazoa, Chordata, Mammalia, Chiroptera, Vespertilionidae.
AUGUGGAUUCCUGCAACAGAAGAGAAUUAUCAGGAAUGCUCCAGCCAUGAAGACAAGAGAAAAAACAAUCCAGAGAUAAAGAACAAAGUGGAACAAGAACUCACUCCACCAUUCAAGAGGCUACGAGUCGGUCCACUAGCGCCCGUGCCGCCGCCGCCGCCAAGGAGAUCACGGAUGACUCGGAGGACAUCUCCACCAACUUGGGAACAGCUGAAGAAGUUGACAAUGAAGGCCGAGGCCAUGGUCCCUUGCCAAGGAGCACAACGAACUGCUAAGACUUUGUUUCUAGCCAUGCUGUCAAUUUUGGCUGUUCAGGUCUGUGAUGCUCAGACUCCAUACUGGGCAUACAUUCCAGAUCCACCCUUUCUCAGGGCCGUUACUUGGGAUGACCCCAGCAUUCCUGUUUUUGUUAAUGAUACAGAUAUCAUGGGCCAAUCAAGUGCAGAUUUUCUUACCCCUCAAUGGGUAGGAGAUUAUAGAUAUGAAGGAAGGUCAACCAGGGUCCCCAUAUGUUUUACAGCCAUUAAAUAUUGGAAUAACUGUCUUACUGUAGAACCUUCACCAAGAUAUACCCAUGGCAUUAGCAGAGGUGGAGAUCCUGAAGAGUAUGAGGGGUGGAUCGGACGAGAAUGGUUCCUUACUAUAUAUGGCUUGCCUGACAUCACCCAUACUGUCUCUCAGGGUGUCCCGCCCAAAUUGCCUCCAUGUGUGUAUAAUGAAUAUAGGCUAUUUCUGAAGUAUCCACCUUGGCGGCAUUGCCGUCAUGAGUUGGCUGUGGUACAUACUCCCAUUAACAAUUCCUUUCAGUUACUUGAUUGGUCCUAUCCCAACCCGCUAUCUAGCAGAAGUAGUUUUAAGGCUAGAGAGACCCCUGGAGGCUGGGUAGAAGAGAUACUCACCACCAAGCGGGGAGGAAUACAAUUAGAAAUAUUUAAGCUUAUGGCCGCUUUAGGUAGCAUUUCUUUGCAUCAUGAUAACCUUACAGUGAUCACAGGUCUUACUGCUUGUGUACCUCCUCCUUACCGUCUCCUUAUUGGAAUUAUAGAUAUUGUACUUAAGGACAACUUGUAUACAAUUUCUUGUACUCAUUGCAACUUGUCUAACUGUGUGUCUAGAUACAACUUUGAUUAUGAAGUGGUUGUAUUACAUCAGCCUUCCUUUGUCAUGCUCCCGGUUAAUAUUUCUGGACCUUGGUACAGGGAUACAGGUUCCCAAGUAUUAAGGGAACUAAAUGAAUUGCUAAGCCGCCCUAAGAGGUUCAUCGGAAUGCUUAUUGCUGGCCUCGUGGCUCUAGUCUCCCUCAUUGCUACUGCCACUACUGCGGCCAUAGCUUUAACCCAAGAAAUACACACAGCUCAUUUUGUAGAUAGCUUGGCGAAGAAUGUUUUGGAUGCCUUAGGAGCUCAAGAGCUCAUAGAUAAGAAAAUAGAACAAAGGCUCAAUGCACUAGAAGAAGCUGUGCUCCUUAUAGGAAAUCAAAUGCACAGCUUAAAAGUACGUUCUACCCUUCAGUGUCAUGCUGAGUUUGAUUGGAUUUGUGUCACCCCCAAGAUAUAUAAUGGUACUAUGUGGCAUUGGGAUCGAGUUCGCAACCACCUGCUAGGAGUUUGGGAUCAGACUAACUUUACUUUAGAUAUCAGUAGAUUACAUGGAGAGAUUCAAGCUAUUAGUGAUGCAGGUUCUGCUCUAUUGCCUCCUAGCGAAGUAGCACAGAAUAUUUUUAAUGAAAUUCAAAGCCUUAUGUCCUUUCAUGGAUUACAGUCUUUUAUUUGGUCUCUAUUAACUGUUGUUAUCCUUGCUCUCAUUAUUCUCUGUUUACUUCCAGUCUGCUUCCGAACCAUCGGAUCCAGCAUCUGA